CAAAAAGGUGUAUGAAAUUUGAGUCAAGAUUAUUUCUAGUUUUCCUAAUUUUUACCUUAAAAAAAAAAAUCCCUAAUUUUCACGGGAAAGAAGCAAAGAGAAGUCGUGCGAUAUCAGCAGCAAUCAAUCCACAAAAUCCCGUGGCAUGAUUCACUUAUACAAACACAUAACACAUGCUCAGUCACAAAUCUUUCUCUACCUAUUAUAGUUGCAAUUUUCUAGGGUUUCGGAAUAAAUACAUUUCCAACGAAUUCGCUUUCUGUACAUUGCGUAAUUCAACAUGGCGGACUCAUCGCCAUCACAAUCACAAUCGCAAUCGACGACGACGACGACGAAGAUAACUGAUGUGGACGAGGACUCGUUGGCUCACUGUGCAAACUACCUCGACAAUCUCCAAGACCUCUCAAACUUAGCCAUGUCCUGCAAAUACUUCAAACGCGUCGCCUAUUCCAACUCCAUUUGGCUCCGCUGGUUCAGGGAGCAUUGGCCACAACAAGCACCUUCGAGCUCCCCACAAACAUUAGAUGUGAGGGAAGCAUAUUUGGCAAGGCGUACAGCACUGCAGCAGUUCAAGUUUAUGGAUCCCUUAGUUGCUGACAUUUAUACAUUUCCAAAACCUUACAACCAAAUAUUAUUGGAGAAAAAUGAUUUUGUCUUUUCACAGGGCUCAUUGAUUGAAAUGAGAAAGAUCAAUUGCUUUUUAUGUGAGAGUAGUUCUCUCCUCAUGCUAAGUGAUCAUUCCGCAAGAAUAACUUGUAUGAGGUUGUUUCCCCUUAAUGAAACUUCUCUGUUUCGAAGUGAAACACAAAGUGAAGAAAAUGUGUUGGUCACCUCAAGCUGUGACCACACCAUUCGUCUAUGGUGGAGGGGUUCUUGCCAACGAUGUUUUAGGGGUCACAAUGGGCCAGUCACUACCUUGUCAGAUAAAUUGUUAGGUGAUGGUAUUGGCAAAGUACUGGCAAGUGGAGGGGAAGAUGGUACUGUUCGCCUUUGGUCCCUUAACUCCAGUGGCAAGCGUGGCAAGAGUGCUUUAAAGGCUACUCUGUAUGGGCAUGAGAAACCUGUAAAGUUGAUGUCAGUUGCGGGGCAUAAAACUUCUCUUUUGGUGACUCUUUCGAGAGAUUCCAAGGUGAGGGUUUGGGAUACAACUGCGUCAUCUUCUGUUCGUUCAUCAUGCUGUGUGGGCAUGGCAUCUCUUCCUGGCUCACCAGUAAAUAUGAAGUGCCAUGAAUCUCUGCUCUAUGUGGCUACUGGUUCCUCUGUCAUUGCAAUCGAUUUACGGACAAUGCGAAAAGUUCUUACUGCUGCAAAUUAUCAGCCAAAGUUGCACUCGUUUGAGAUGUUGCCUUCAAAAUCCUUAAUCUGUACUGGUGUUAGUGGAAGAGCACUGCUUUGGGAUAUUAGAAGAAACCAGGAGACGAAUCCCGGACCUAUAGCUGAGUUGGAUGGACACACAGGCUCAGUGGCAUUUGUGCACAUGGAUCCAUACAAAAUAGUUACGGGAGGCCCCGAGGAUUUUUUCAUCAAUGUUUGGGAGACUGACACUGGUACGCAAAUAAAUUCGUUAAGUUGCUCUUCUGAUGAGGAGCCAAGCUCUGGUUGUACUGCCCUGGCUGUAAAUGGAUGUCGUAUUGUUACUGGUAGUUGUGGCGAGGGACUUAGCCGUCUCCGCUUUAGGGACUUCAACAAUGCUACUUGUCCUGUUGUCAAAUCUGAAGAUGAGCAUGCUUCAAAGUUUUGGGAUCCACAAUCUUAUAGUGAUAGUGAUACUGAUGGCUCAGAUCCUGAACGGGAUAAUUUGUAUCUUGCAUAACAAGUCCUCACUACAGGAUAAUUUGUAGUCUUGUGGUUGUUUUAAAUACUAAUUAGUACUUGCCGUUGUUUGAUGGUGAGGGUUGUUUUUUGGUAUAGAAGAUUGAUCAGACCAGUGUAAUUGUUUUCCUUUUUUUGAAAGGUGUACAAAUAAAAAGAAAUAAUAUAUAUAGAUGUCUUGUUUAAUA
Quercus lobata is the source of this 2000-nucleotide messenger RNA. RefSeq lists its product as uncharacterized. The coding region runs from base 281 to 1813 and encodes 510 amino acids. The record is from RefSeq and is a predicted model, not a curated record. NCBI's taxonomy places the organism in Eukaryota, Viridiplantae, Streptophyta, Magnoliopsida, Fagales, Fagaceae. The transcript is spliced from 8 exons. Gene Ontology annotation, molecular function: protein binding.